Abrus precatorius (Indian licorice) is the source of this 560-nucleotide messenger RNA. RefSeq names its product bZIP transcription factor 53-like. The transcript has a single exon. Lineage: Eukaryota; Viridiplantae; Streptophyta; Magnoliopsida; Fabales; Fabaceae. The record is from RefSeq and is a predicted model, not a curated record. Gene Ontology annotation, molecular function: transcription cis-regulatory region binding; DNA-binding transcription factor activity. Gene Ontology annotation, cellular component: nucleus. The coding region runs from base 33 to 560 and encodes 175 amino acids. Gene Ontology annotation, biological process: positive regulation of DNA-templated transcription.
UUAGCAAAAACCCUGUCACUCUGCCCCCAACCAUGCUCUCCACACUCCCUCCCUCCGAUCUUCUUCUCGGAAACCCGUUCUCCGCCUUUUCCGGCGGUUUCACGCCGUGGGACUGCCACGACAUCUUCUCCCCCGCCACCCCCAUACCCGUCACCUCAAGCUCCGGUUCAGACGAACCAAACCAAACCCAUGAAAAACCCAAACCUGACCCCGACGAACUGGACCGCCACGUGGCAUCUGUCAUGGACGAGCGAAAACGGCGUCGCAUGAUAUCGAACCGGGAAUCGGCCCGAAGGUCGCGGAUGCGAAAACAAAGGCACCUAGAGAACCUACGGAACCAGUUGAACAAGUGUAGGAUCGAAAACGGGGAACUCAAUAACCGUUUACAGUUCGUUGUGCAUCACUGUAACCGCGUUCGAACCGAAAACGAAUGGCUCCGCUCCGAACGAACCCUUCUGCGCCAAAAAGUCUCCAAUUUAACUCAAAUUUUGGUUUUCCAACAAUUGCAACCUUUCAACCCUCCAUGGACAUGCAAUACUUCCGCCAUCGUCACAGAAUAA